Molecule: messenger RNA, 3989 nt
Organism: Linum trigynum
Lineage: Eukaryota; Viridiplantae; Streptophyta; Magnoliopsida; Malpighiales; Linaceae
Source: the annotation of a GenBank genome assembly
GGUUUUUGUGCAAAUUCAUGUGCGUUAUUGUUCAUCACAUCAUAAGUGAUGACUGACAUCAUUUUGACAUAAAUUGCAUGUUUAAAAUGACGGUUACGAAUUGAGUGCACUGAAUGCACCCAACAAAGUGAGUGCACCAAAGACGCUAUCAUGAAGAAAUUAUUAAUAUUAUGCAACAGUAUUAUUAACAAUCUGAAUACACUUGAUUACAACAUUUUAUAACUACAGUGUUGAUUUGGCUUUGUAAAUUCCCUUCUGUUUUACAUAUACUAUCUUAGUCCUUAAGUUGGAACUAAUUAGCAUAAGCAGAUAGGGGUCUAGACUCUAAAAUCAACCAGGCUGUUCCGGCCCAAUGUAUACUAGGCUUGUGUAUGAUCCCUUUGGGUUGGGCUGAGAAACCACGCCGACCCAAGGAAAGGGUCUCAACUCUCAAGCCUGUGUUUUCCCGGGAAAAUGGGAUUUUUUCUUUGUUUUCAUAGCCGAACUAGAGGCUGAACCAGAAAAAGUUAGUGAUUUACGGUUGAAUGGUUAACCGUUAUAAAAUUGUUGGUUAACUGUUUAUAGAACAGUUCAUGAUAUAAAACAUAUAAGAUUUGUAUAUUACACUAAUUUCAUAAUGAAGUUAUCAUUUAUCAUAAAUAAUUUCAAAUUCAUAUCAUCACCUCUAAUAAAUCAUUCAAACUGUUUCACAAAAGAAAUCAUAAUUUUUUAAAUUCAUGUUAAAAAUUAGCCUGCUAGUCGGUAGUGCACCACAUAAAGUCGACAACAAGGUUGGGAAAUGAGAAGAAGAAGCAUAUAUCAAAUUAAUAAUUAUGGUUUGAUGGUCUUAGUUUACAUGAAAGUACUUUUUAAAAAUUGUGUGAUUAAAAUAGCAAAUCAGUGGACCAGCUAAACCGUUGUGGUUCACUUGGUUUUAUAUUGAACUGUGAAAAACCGUUUGGUCCUUCAAUAACAGUCUAAGCAAUGAACCGGAUCGCUAUAUUAACUGGUUUGUCGAUUCUACUGGCCCUGGGGUUGCAUGAGUAUGGGUGUUACAGAUAUGAUACAAAAACAAAAAAAAAACAUGAAUUAUUGAAGAAAAGAAGAAAAGAUUAUUAAAAGAAGAGAGAGAUAACACCAUAAAUAGAUCAUUAACUAAUUUUUUUUGUUUCUAAAAAAAUUAUUCAUUUUGACAACUUGUGAACUCUCCAAAUGUUUAUGUGGCAAGAAAUUGUUUUUGAACCGUAAGAUAAGAUAAAAUAAAAUAAGAUUAUAGAGGGAUUUAACUGUUCUACGUCUAAUUUGAUUUUCCCAAUAAGUCGCAAGUACUAUUCUUAUACACUCAUAUUUCUCAUUUUUUGUCGUUAUUUAUGACAAAUUCGCCUUGGUUAUCCAUUUAGGAAAUCAUUAGAAACAAAAGUCAAAUUGCAAUUAGCCACCGUUUCCGUGACCAAACUGACCACCGCAUUCCUCCAUCCCAACCAACCCGAAAAUCGCACUUUAUUAUCACUACAAAACCCGACAGUGAUCCAUUUUUCCUCCGGCGAGAGCGAGAGAGCAAAAUCGAGCUACGGCAAAAAUGGCGAGAGACAUAGACGAUCUGCCAAAACAACCGGCCAAUUACACCGCCUUGACUCCGCUUUGGUUCCUGGAAAGAGCCGCCACCGUCCACCCCAACCGAACCGCCGUCGUCCAUGGAUCGCAGCGCUACACUUGGCUCCACACUUACCGCCGCUGCCGCCGAUUGGCCUCCGCACUUUCCCGCCACUCCAUCGGCGCCGGCGCCACGGUUGCGAUCAUUGCGCCCAACGUACCCGCGAUGUACGAGUCCCAUUUCGGGGUUCCGAUGUCAGGAGCUGUAUUGAACACGGUCAACAUCCGUCUCAACCCCCAGACCAUAGCUUUCCUGCUGGGUCACUCAGAAUCAGCAGUCGUGAUGGUCGACCAGGAGUUCUUCAAACUAGCCGAGGAUGCCUUGAAAAUACUCUCCGAGACAAAAACGAGCUACAACCCGCUCUUGAUCGUGAUAGCUGAUCCAAGCUGCGAAGCGAGUUCUCUGAAAUAUGCUCUGGGGAAAGGGGCGGUGGAGUACGAGGAGUUCUUGGAAAGUGGUGACCCUGAGUUUGCUUGGAAGCCACCGGAGGAUGAGUGGCAAAGCAUUGCGUUAGGGUAUACUUCUGGGACGACGGCGAGCCCCAAGGGGGUCGUGUUGAGCCAUAGAGGGGCUUAUUUGAUGUCGUUGAGUGGGGCGAUGAUUUGGGGGUUGAAUGAAGCUGCUGUGUAUUUGUGGACCUUGCCCAUGUUUCAUUGCAAUGGGUGGUGUUAUACUUGGUCGCUUGCUGCUCUUUGCGGGACUAACAUAUGCCUUAGACAGGUGACAGCGAAGGCAGUCUAUCAAGCCAUAGCCAACCAAGGCGUGACACACUUCUCCGCUGCACCAGUUGUCCUCAACACCAUCGUGAACUCUCCAAAGGAAGACGCCAUCCAUCCUCUACCUCGACUCGUCCAUGUCAGCACAGCUGGUGCUGCUCCUCCUCCUUCUGUGCUCUUUGCCAUGGCCGAAAGAGGCUUCCGUGUAACCCACACAUACGGUCUUUCCGAAACCUAUGGCCCAUCAACAGUCAACGCAUGGAAGCCUGAGUGGGACUCUGAGCCUCCCAUAGCUCAAGCGCGCCUCAACGCACGUCAGGGCGUCCGAUACAUCGGCCUUGAAGGCCUCGACGUCGUGGACCCCAAGACCAUGAACCCGGUCCCACCAGAUGGCAAAACACUUGGUGAGAUCGUGAUGCGUGGGAAUUUAGUUAUGAAGGGUUACUUGAAGAACAAGAAGGCCAACGAGGAAGCGUUUGCCGGAGGUUGGUUCCAUUCCGGUGACUUGGGGGUCAAGCAUCCAGACAACUACAUAGAAAUCAAGGACAGGUCAAAGGACGUGAUCAUAUCCGGCGGUGAGAACAUAAGUAGUGUCGAGGUUGAGAAUGUUUUGUACGGUCACCCGAAGGUGUUUGAGGUUUCUGUGGUGGCGAGAGAGGACGAGAGGUGGGGGGAAUCGCCAUGUGCUUUCGUGACAUUGAAGGAAGGAGUGAAAAAGGAGGAUGAAGAACGGUUGGCUGUGGAGAUCAUCAAGUUCUGUAAGGAGAAGAUGCCUGCUUACUGGGUGCCGAAGUCUGUGGUGUUUGGUCCUUUGCCGAAGACCGCCACGGGGAAGAUCCAGAAGCAUGUGUUGAGAGCUAAAGCCAAAGAGAUGGGUCCAGUGAAGAAGAGCAGAUUGUGAGGGACCUGAAAGCUGUGGAGACGUUUGAUGACAACGACGAUAAAAAUGAGGUACACAAAACUCUUGAGGCUGCUAAGAGAAAUGGUGAAAUGUGGAUAGAAUCGAAGGUGGAUAUGUAGCCAUGGGUGUUAAGCAAGCUUAUAUUUUAUCAUAAUGGCCAUUAUGGUCCCAAUAAAUAACCUUGGCCACUGGCUAGUGGUAGUUUACUAAGCUCAGUUGCGUGGUCUAAUCGUGUCGAUACAGAGUUUAAUGUUGAACGUGAUACAUCUAAGCGAGUUUGGGCGACCAUACCACAUCCACAUGUAUAGAGAUACUAUACAGUGUCUUAUAGUCCUUAGCCUCUAGUCUACUUCUGGCUCCCUUUUCUUGGGUAUCAUGUUUCUUUGUUUUUUGGUCAUUUCUUCUUCUUUCUGUUUUGGAAUGUAGAAAGAUGGACAAACAUGUCCAACUCAUGAUGUUGGGUAUUUCGUUGUGGCUAUAUCGUCUCUUUGUGGUUCAGACUGCAGAAAGAUUUCCAAUGCCUGGCGUUGGUUCUUGGAUAUCACGUUGUGGCCCAGAUGAUUCCAUACUUUCACUUGUCUGGUUGCUUCAGAAUCUUUAGGCGUACAUCUUACUUCAUAGUGUUACCGGCGCCAGAAACCAAUUUGCUGCUGUUGAGCAACUUGCUUGUCAUUUUCUCUGUGUAACCUUAGUUUCUAUAUUUGUUUAAUACGAAAUUAUCGUCCGAUUAAUUGUUAGA